Molecule: messenger RNA, 2100 nt
Organism: Klebsormidium nitens
Lineage: Eukaryota; Viridiplantae; Streptophyta; Klebsormidiophyceae; Klebsormidiales; Klebsormidiaceae
Source: the annotation of a GenBank genome assembly
AUGCUCCGUUCUAUUCUGGUGCACCAAAUCUCCUUAUCAGCCGACUCAUUAUACGACGCCCAAAAGCAGCACCGCGCCGAUGUGCGCAAGGGCGGGGAAACGAACGCGGGCGACACGAUCCGCGUACUCAGGGUCGAGUUAGCGGAGGUAACCGAGCGGCUUAACCAAACCCGGAAGCAACUAGAUACGGCGGAAAACCGCUGCGAGGAGCUGGCGAAGGAACUGCGCAACAAGGCACAUGAGAACUCGAGGCUCGCCGCGGAGAUUGCGGCGGUUAAGAUAACCAAGAUCGGGUUAAGCGAGGAGGGCUCGGUAACCCCGCGGAACGGGAUUCCGCCGUUGGCGGCGGAGCGCAGCGGAGGCAGGGUGCUACAGGUGGCGUCGCUCUCGCAGGCGCUAGAGGAGGCUCAGAGAUGGGCCUCCCAAGCCGAGGACAGUCUGCGCAUGCGCGAGCAAGCAGUCGCCGAGGCCGAGGAGGUGCGCGUGAGCCUGGAGCGGCGCGUGAAGGACGCGGAAACUAGAAUGGCGGAAAUGGGCUCCAGCCUGGAGAAGAAGGCGACCGAGGCGGCGCAGCUGCGGCAGGAGCUCGACGAGGAGCGCGAGGAGCGGGGCAGGCUGGAGGAGGAUCUCGAGGCGCUCCAAGACGAGGCCGCCGCCAGCGACGCUGCCGCAAUCGCGCAGCUCGCCGAGUCGGGCGCGCAGAUCCAGUCCCUGACCGACGUCAAGACCCGCACCGAAGAACGCCUGUCGGCACUCAUGCGCGAGCGCGCCGAACUCGACGUCAAACUGGCGCUCCUUAAGCGCUCCAAGGAGGACGCUGACGCGCAGCUCAAAAACGCGCGGGCCGCGAUCGUGCAGCUCGAAGCGAAGCUGAUGUCAGAGGAGGGUCGCUCCGCGGACCUCGAGGCGCAGCUGACGUCAGCGGGCGAGCGGGAGAGGAGACUGGGCGAGGAACUAGCGGCGGGUGAAAAGGAGAUCGGGGAACUGACGCAGAGGGUUGGGGCGUUGGAAGGGGAGAAGCAGGGGCUCGAGGUUUUGGCGGAGAAUCGGACGGGCGAUCUCGAGGAGUCGCGGGACGAGACGGCGCAGCUCAAGAACGAGUGCGAGGAUAUGAAGAUUGAGUUAGCGCAGGUUAAGCCUAACAGCGCGGAGUUAGCGCGGGACCUUGCGGACACCAACGACGAUCUGACCGACACUGAGAAUAGGCUCGCUAAGAGCGACGAGAACCGGAACAAGGCCUGGGAGGAGGUCGAGCGGCUAACCGGGGUCAAGGAGGAGCUUAACCAGCGGUUGAGCAUGUUUACCGGGGAGAUCCGUAAUCUCAACGAGCGCCUCUCGGAGGUUAUCGCCGAAGUCGCGGAUCUGCACAAGAAGCUCGGCGCGCUACGGAGCGAGAAGCACGAAGCGGAGCAGUCGUCGGUUCAGGCCAAGGCCGCGGCGGCCGAACUGGAGCUGCAACUAGCGGUGGCGCAGAAACGCGCGGCCGAGCUCGCGUCGAAACUGUCGGCGUCCGAGCAGAGCAACCGCGAGGUUUCGUCGCUGCUCGCGGAAACCAAGUCCCAGAAGAAGGAGGUUGAGAGCGAGUUGAAGGAGACUCGCAGCGUGGUGGCGCAACUGGGUAACGAGCUAACGGGGGUUAGGAACGAGGUUAAGGCGCGCGGAGCGGAGCUGGCCGCGGUUAAGGAGAAGAUGGCGGCCAAGGUCAAGGAGGGCGCGGAGCGGGUUAGCAAGCUCAAGGGCGAACUGAGUGAUGCGGUGCAGCGGGGCACGGAACUGGACAAGAAGCUUGGACAGGCCCUGCAGGGCCUCGCCCAGCGCGACCAGGCGCUCCUGACCGCCAGCGAGGAGCAGCGGGUCCUGUUGUCCGAAGUGGACACCCACAAAGGCGACGUCGCCAGGCUGGAGCACGAGCUGAACAGGGCCCUCACGGACGCGUCCGAAACGUCGGCCAAGCUGUACGAAGCGUUCGCAAAGCUGGCCGAGACGGAAGAGGCGCUCGCGGAGAUCAAGGAAGAGAAGGAGAGCCUCGAGACGGGGCUGAGCGCGGUUCAGCAAGAGAAGGCGGACGUGCAAGUAAGAGGGGAAAUCUCAGCUUUAUGA